AUGUCGACAAUAUUAGAAGAUGAUAGUGAUGACAGCGAAGAAUGGAUUUCCAUUGAUGAUGAUAAUGAUGAUGACAAUGAUAGUGAAGAUGAAGAUAAUAAGUUAACCUAUCAUCAUAACGAGCCAGAAGAAUUAAAAGACCUGGACUGGAAUGAUUUACCGAAUUUUAUUCGACGUAAAUCCAUCGCCAAUAAUAUUAUUAUUAGAUUACCAUACAAGGGUACUCAAUUUUACUUAGGUUCUGAAAAAGAUUUUCAACAAAAAGAAACCGAUUAUAUGAAACGAACAGGUGCUUACAAAUUGAUAGAUAAACUAGAUGGAAUUCAUCGAACUGCUAGUCAAACAUGUCUAGCCGAUAUUGUCGAACAAGUAGAAAUCAAAUUGGAUAAUUUACUUGAUUCAAAAUGUAUCGACGAAGUACACUAUAUGAAAAUGAAUAUUAGUCGAUUAUCGGUUCGAAUGCAUUAUCUUUAUUUUGUACCAGAAAU
This is a messenger RNA of Rotaria sordida, 488 nucleotides long. The record is from the annotation of a GenBank genome assembly. NCBI's taxonomy places the organism in Eukaryota, Metazoa, Rotifera, Eurotatoria, Philodinida, Philodinidae.